Messenger RNA from Microthlaspi erraticum, 876 nucleotides. The record is from the annotation of a GenBank genome assembly. Lineage: Eukaryota; Viridiplantae; Streptophyta; Magnoliopsida; Brassicales; Brassicaceae.
AUGACUUCCUCAAACUCCUCCGCCGUCAGAUCGUCGGCGAAACACGCGGCGGAGCGUAUCCAGCAGCACUUGCCUCCCAGCAAUCCCGCUUCUCUCUCUUCCUCUUCCUUGAAUUUACCCGCUCGAACCUCUCUCAUCGCUCCCGGAGGAGCUCCGAUUAGCCACUCUUCUCGCCCUAAAGAUCGACCUUCCUCCUCAGCCUCCUCCGCCUCCGUCUCCGCCUCUUCUCCUUCUACCCGCCGCUCCGGCACUCCCGUCCGCCGAUCCCAGUCUAAAGACUUCGACGACGACAAUGAUCCUGGGAGGGUGAGAGUUUCUGUAAGAGUUCGACCUCGAAACGGAGAAGAGCUUAAAUCUGAUGCUGACUUUGCUGAUCUUGUUGAGUUACAACCUGAGAUAAAGCGGCUUAAGUUGAGGAAGAACAACUGGAACUCUGAGUCCUAUAAAUUUGACGAAGUUUUUACAGACACAGCUUCUCAGAAGCGUGUCUAUGAAGGAGUAGCAAAACCUGUAGUUGAGGGUGUUUUGAAUGGAUACAAUGGUACUAUUAUGGCUUACGGCCAAACUGGCACUGGUAAAACUUAUACGGUAGGAAAAAUCGGUAAAGAUGAUGCAGCCGAGCGUGGUAUUAUGGUUAGAGCUCUAGAGGAUAUACUUGUCAGCUCAACUUCUGCUUCUGUUUCCGUGGAGAUCUCUUAUUUGCAGCUUUACAUGGAAACUAUACAAGAUCUUCUUGCACCUGAGAAAAUCAACAUUUCAAUCAAUGAGGAUGCGAAGACUGGGGAAGUAUCAGUACCAGGCGCGACCGUGGUUAACGUUCAAGAUCUAGACCAUUUCUUGCAGGUUUUGCAAGUCGGUGAGACCCCAGUCAAAUGA